Molecule: messenger RNA, 768 nt
Organism: Bubalus bubalis (water buffalo)
Lineage: Eukaryota; Metazoa; Chordata; Mammalia; Artiodactyla; Bovidae
Gene: RESP18
Product: regulated endocrine specific protein 18
Exons: 6
Coding region: 121-663 (180 amino acids)
Cellular component (GO): endoplasmic reticulum
Source: RefSeq, a predicted model, not a curated record
UUGUGCAGAUUCAGUCUGGCUAGCCAGCGGGUGGGAAUCGACAGUCCGGCGCAGUCCCUCCGGCAGCUGUCUGCCAUCUCUUCGACUUAGGUGGGGAACCAGCGCAGCAAGCCCGGGAGGAUGCAGCGCCCGCUGUGGCUCGGGGGCUUCCGGGGGCUCUGGCUGCUCGUCUGCUUCCUGCUGCUGAACAGCCACCAGGGGGGCUCCAGCGACGUUAGUGGUCACGGUCAGGAGGAAACCUGGGAUGGUCAGAGCCAAGUGGGAGUGGGGCAGCUCUGGCCCCUCCCAGGAUUUACCACCCCCAUCUUCAAGCACUUCCAAGUUUUACUCCAGCAGAUUAUGCCCCACGAUUUGUUCUGGAAGGAUGACAUGACCCAGGAAGUGAUGACCCAGAAGAUGGGUCACACCAGCAAACUCCAUCCUGAGGAUCCAUGUGUGAGGAGUGGGCCAGCAGCCUUGCCCACCAGAACCCCGGGGGUGAGGGGCAAGCAAGAGGAGAAACUUCGACUCCUGUUCCCCAAGAGCCCAAUGGUCAAGGUGAACAAGGAUCAAUGCUUUACCUCCAAAGUGGUUUCAAAGGCUCUGAAACGUGAGGUGGCUAACCCAGUCAAGGGCUUCUUUGAGUCGCCCCCCACUGUGGGCCACAACCUUGUCGCUGACUGAGACCUCAUGUGAAGCCUCUUUGCCCCAGUGCCCUCCUCAUUGCCUUCCAGAGGGGCAGUUCCAGGAUGAUCAAAACCUGGAUCAAUAAAGUGACUUUGAUGCAAA